This is a messenger RNA of Microdochium trichocladiopsis, 3752 nucleotides long. RefSeq lists its product as uncharacterized. Gene Ontology annotation, biological process: carbohydrate metabolic process. The transcript has a single exon. Lineage: Eukaryota; Fungi; Ascomycota; Sordariomycetes; Xylariales; Microdochiaceae. Gene Ontology annotation, molecular function: UDP-glycosyltransferase activity; hexosyltransferase activity. The annotation marks the transcript as partial. The record is from RefSeq and is a predicted model, not a curated record.
CAUGACGGCGGCUGCGACCAAGACGGAUCAGAAUGCUGAGAACACUGUCCGUCCAUCGAUCGACAAGAAGUUCGUAACAGACCUGCCUCAGCGCAGCACUGUAGACUCAGACGCGCCACCGCGGUUCAACCGCGCAGCGACCAAUAUCUCACUGCUGAAUCACGCGAUAUGGACCCCAGCACCCGGGGCAGACAGCGAUUCAUCCUCGGAUUCCGAGUCUGAGCCAGAGACCGACCAUACAGGAAAAGCCCACAAGAAGGGUAAAGAAGCAGGACGUGUUAGCUCGUCUCAAAACAAGAGGCAGUCCACGGAUGAUCGCUAUGGUCGAUUUCAGGUAGGAAACGACCGAUACAAGACGAAGGGCAAGGUUUCGAAGAAGGACGGUAGACUCAACAUCACAGUAAAUGACACAAGCAACACGGGAUACCUGGCAAAGGCUCUGGGGAGUGCUGUCAAGACUGUCGUCACUGGCAGCAAGGAGCCGAAGGACGACAGUGAGCGACCAAAGGGCCGACGACUCUCGUCUGCAACGACUGCAACUUCUGUCGCGGCGAGCCGUCCGAAACUCAACAUUGUGAUAAUGGUCAUUGGAUCUCGGGGUGACGCGCAGCCUUUCCUCAGGAUCGGAAAGGAUCUCAAAGAACAUGGGCAUCGAGUACGAAUCGCCACGCAUCCAGCAUUUCGCGACUUUGUUGAGAAGGACUCUGGCCUAGAGUUCUUCUCUGUUGGGGGCGAUCCGUCAGAACUCAUGGCAUUCAUGGUGAAGAACCCUGGCAUGAUUCCGAAGCUGGAAAGCGUCAAAGCCGGCGACAUCGGAAAACGGCGGGCCGCAAUGGCGGAGAUGUUUGAUGGUUUCUGGCGGGCUUGCAUCAAUGCCACAGAUGACGAGAAGAACAACGCGAACCGCAAGAUGAUGGGCACCAAGGAGCCUUUUGUCGCGGAUGCAAUCAUUGCCAAUCCACCGAGCUUUGCCCACAUACACUGCGCGGAAGCGCUGGGCAUCCCGCUACAUUUGAUGUUCACGUUCCCGUACACCCCGACGCAGGCUUUCCCUCAUCCUUUGGCCGCGAUCAAAAAGUCCAACGUAGAUCCUGGCUAUACCAACUUCAUUUCGUAUCCACUGGUUGAGAUGAUGGUCUGGCAGGGCUUGGGCGAUCUCGUCAACGAUUUCCGCGUGAAAACGCUCAAGUUGGAUCCCGUAUCGACACUCUGGGCGCCGGGCGCAACAUAUCGCCUUCACGUCCCGUUCACAUAUCUAUGGAGCCCAGGGCUUGUUCCCAAACCCGCAGAUUGGGGUCCCGAGGUCGAUGUGUCAGGUUUCGUCUUCCUCGAUCUGGCAUCUACAUUUGAACCACCUGACGAUUUGGUAGAGUUUCUCGACGCCGGGGAAGAACCAAUCUAUAUUGGAUUUGGCUCAAUCGUCGUCGAUGAUGCGGAUCGUUUCACGGAGAUGAUAUUCGAGGCUGUGAAGCUCGCGGGCGUCCGCGCUCUCGUAUCUAAAGGGUGGGGCGGGCUGGGACAGGACAACGUGCCAGAGAACGUAUUUAUGCUCGACAACUGUCCCCACGACUGGUUGUUCCCACGAGUACGGGCCUGCGUGAUCCACGGCGGUGCUGGCACAACCGCCAUAGCGUUGAAGUGUGGCAAACCUACGAUGGUGGUGCCGUUCUUUGGUGACCAGCACUUCUGGGGCUCCAUGAUUGGCGAAGCUCGGGCUGGACCAGAUCCCGUCCCAUACAAGAAGCUCAAUGCAGAGGCGUUAGCUGAAGGAAUCAAGUACUGUCUCACAGAUGAGGCACGCGAAGCGGUUGGCAAGAUUGCCAAGUCUAUCGAAGAAGAGGGUGAUGGCGCGAAGAAUGCUGUCCACUCCUUCCACCGACACCUCGAACUGUCUGGAGAAGGGUCUAUGCGCUGUUCUCUCCUACCGGAACAAGUGGCAGUUUGGUCGGUCGGGCACACGAGCCUGCGACUAAGCGCUAUCGCAGCUGAGAUCGCGGUAAGGGAAGGCUUCAUCUCUUGGAAGCGCUUGCGGCUCUUACGCCACAAAGAGUGGAACGACUUUGAAGGCCCGGGCGAGCCUGUAACAGGUGUGGCUGGCACGGUUGUCGGUGCCGUCGGUGACGUGUUUGGUGGAAUCGGUAGCGUGCCAUUUCGACUCGCAAAGCUGGGCCAGAAACGAGCUGAGCGGAGGAAAAAGAAGGAGGAGAAACGCAGACGACGCCACGAGCGGAUCGAGAAGGCAAGGUCGAAACAGGCACAGCCGAAUGGGAGCGAAACGAAGGGGUUCCCCUUUCCGCCCAAUGAUGGAGAGAAGGCCAAGGGAUCAACGGGCGACGAGCAGAAUGGCGUCGCAUCGAACGAACCAAAGCCACAAGAUGAAGCGCAGAACACUCCCGGUCCGCUUACAGCGGCCACGACGCCAGGCACGGCAGGCAUCGACAACCCUGCCGAGGAGUACUUUCAAGAAGUAGCUGGCGGCUUCGAGGACACCGGCAAAGCACUGGCGCGAGCACCUGCGGAUUUGGCUCUGGCACUGGCACAAGGUUUCCACAACGCGCCCCGACUUUACGGCGAUGACACGGUCAGGCCGCCAGUACGCGUAACUGGCUUCAAGUCUGGGAUGAGGGCAGCGCGCAAUGAAUUUGUCUAUGGCAUAUAUGAUGGAGUCACCGGCGUCGUCCGACUACCUGUCCGCGGUGCCAAGAAGGAUGGCUUCAAGGGGGCGGUCGCCGGAGUAGGCAUGGGUCUGACAGGCUUCGUCCUCAAGAACCUGUCUGCCAUCAUAGGCCCAUUUGGCUACACAGCCAAAGGCAUCGUCAAGCAGGCUGGCCGACGCAACCUACCGACUCGGUUCGUUCGUCGCUCAAGAAUCGUUCAAGGGCAGAAAGAAUGGAGCAGCCUUGGUGAAGAUGUAGGCAAGGACCUGACGGAGCGCGUAACCCGUGGCUGGAAAGUGAUGCGACAGCUAGCUACCUUGCUCAUGGAGGCGAACAACAGAUCCAGUUUGAAAUCACGCUUCGGAGGCCGCGAGAAGACCCCCGAGGGGGAUCACGAAGACAAAGAGCUGGGUACCCUGGGGCGUGGGCCGGCUUUCGCGAGCGUGGACACAGCCGAGCAGGCGAUUGAAGCCAUCAAAGGAGGGGAGAACAUCCAGGAAGUUAUGGGGCAACGGUCCUGGCUGCCUGAGCUGCCGAGAGCGAGCACCAGUCGACGCAGUGAGCAGGCUCAUCUCGAGGAUGACGAGGACGGCAGCGAUGGCGAAGACAGCCGGGACCCUGACCAUGCUAAUGACAAUCCUGGUUCGGCGCAAGCGACAGAUCAUUCUCAGGCACCUACACUCCAUGCGGAGGCGCCAUCGCCCUCCUACAACACGAGAAAACUCAACACUGAGCCAGGCAAGACGCCGGAAAGCGAGCGCAAGACGAAGGCCGGCGAAGAUGACUCAAAGAAGGAGCAGCACGUAACCUUCAAGCAGGCAGGAGACCCUGCGGAGAACAAGACUGCCACAUUGCAGGAUGGCGUGCAGCAGAACCAAACAAAUGGCGUGGCUGCGCAAUGAGGGAGGAUGGUCUUUAUUGUGCGCUGGCGCCCAGCAACAGGAGGACACUAAUUUAACUGGGGGAAGUUGAUCACGCAUGGAUACCCCGGAUGUUUGCAGAAUUUAAAAUCUCACGAAAUACCCAUAAGAUCUGAGCGAUGUUUCUUGUAUCUUAGCGCUUGACAUUUGAGAAAUGUAAUUAAUUUAUCCUAUG